Messenger RNA from Cryptococcus wingfieldii CBS 7118, 2328 nucleotides. Its product is annotated as U3 small nucleolar RNA-associated protein MPP10. Lineage: Eukaryota; Fungi; Basidiomycota; Tremellomycetes; Tremellales; Cryptococcaceae. Gene Ontology annotation, biological process: rRNA processing. The record is from RefSeq and is a predicted model, not a curated record. Gene Ontology annotation, cellular component: Mpp10 complex; nucleus; sno(s)RNA-containing ribonucleoprotein complex. The coding region runs from base 1 to 2328 and encodes 775 amino acids. The transcript has 6 exons.
AUGUCCACCGAAGACUCCCCCCUCUCCGCCCCUGCGCCCACAGUGCUCGGCGAGCUCGCAACAGAGCUCGAAGAACGGCCAUGGGCCUUGGCUUCAGAAAACGACGAGAGCGUUAGGGCGAAGAGUUUGAAGGCUGCUAAGGCUCUUUUUGACCUCAGCGUAAAGUGCGAGCAAUUGUCGCACCCGCAUAUCCAACCAUUCCUCGUAUCCAUCCUCGAACCCCCCUCCAUCGAAACCCGCUCCAAAUCCCAAUCCAAUUCUGCUCAAGCAGACAAGACGCCGAUGGACCCUAACGAAACCUUCCCCUACACCCCGCUCGACCUUUUGACCGUUGAGGGUUUUGACCCGGACCAGAUCUGGGCGCAAUUGGAGUUGAAGAAUGAGGGACUUGUACCAGUUUUGUCGAAGAUGGGGGAGCAAGAGGAAGUUCCUAAGGGUAUUGAAGAACUUUCGGACGCUUCUUCUGACGACAUGACGCUGGAAGAGUUUAGGGAGAUGUUGAAAGAAGCGGGCUACGAAGGGAUCGACGAGAUGUCUGACGACGAAGUGGAAGAACUCAAAGAAGAGAUGGAGGGGGAUGAUGGAGAAGAUGGAAAGAUGUCGCUGGAUGAGUUUAGGGAGAUGUAUAGGGAGGCGGGGGAAGAUGUGGAUAGUAUGACGGAAGAAGAGCUGAGGGAGAGGAUGGAAGAGAUGGAGGGAGGGUCUGACUCUGACUCUGAUAGUGAAGAGAGUGGGAGCGAAGAUGAUGAGGAGGAGAGUGACAGCGAAGAGGGAGAGGAAGGAGAGGAUGAAGAUGAGGAGAUGCUUUCUGGUGAAGACAACGAGCUCUCUGCUUCCGCUUCCGGCUCUGCCUCUGAAGAAGAGGACAAUGAAGAAGCAGGCCUCUCUGCCUCAGACGACGAAGACGACUCCUCCACCCUCCUCUCCGGCUCCGCCCCCUCUUCUUCCACCCCCGGCCCCUCCAAAGCCCGCAAAUCAAAAUCCAAACACCCAACUCUCGACGACGACUUCUUCUCCAUCGACGAUUUCAACCGUCAAACAGAAGAACUCGAAGCUGGCCGUCUUACUUCUGGCGGUUUGGGCGGCGACGACGAAGAGGAGGAGGAGGAGUUGCAAGAUUUUGGGAGUUUGAUGUUGGAUGGAGCUGGGGAUGAUGAUGAAAUCACUUAUGCCGACUUUUUUGAACCGCCAAAAGGUGGGGCCAAGAAAUCUUCUUCCUCCGGCUCGAAGGAGAAGAAGGGGAAAGGCAAGAGGAGCAAGAAGCCCAAGUAUGACGAAGACGAGGAUAUGGACGAAGACGAGGAGGAGGAGGAGGAAGUAGAUGAUGAUGAAGAGGCGUUUGGUGUUAUGGGACGUGUUAAGGGCGAUUUGUUUGAUAGUGAUGACGAGGGAGAAGUCGAGGAACAAGUCCUCUCCGCACACGAAAAACGUCAAAAAGCACUCGCCCUCCAAAUCGCCGAGCUCGAAGACCAAGCCGUCGGUCCCAAAGAAUGGACCCUCCUCGGUGAAGCUUCCAGUAAAGCCCGGCCUGAAAACUCAUUGUUGGAGGAAGAUUUGGAUUUCGAGCAGGUUGGAAAAGUUGUGCCUGUUGUGACGGAAGAUUCAGUUAAGAGUAUGGAAGAGUUGAUCAAGCAGAGGAUCUUGGAUAACAAUUUCGACUCGCCCGUCCGCGUGCGUGCAUACGAACCCACCCCCUUCCUUCCCUCCCGCUUCUUCGACCUCCAAGACACCCAAUCCGCCAAAUCCCUCGCACAAAUCUACGAAGAAGACUACCAAGCUGCCGCGUCGGGUGAAAAGGUCAAGGAUGCGAGGGAUGAAAAGCUCAAUAAGGCACAUGAGGAGAUUGAUGGGUUGUGGAAUGAUAUCUGUUAUAAGCUUGAUGCGUUGAGUAGUUUGAACUUUGUGCCCAAGGCUCCAAAAGCGAAUAUCUCGACAAUCUCGGAUUUACCGACGACGUCGAUGGAAUCUGCCCUCCCCCCAACAUCCGCCGCUUCCACAAUGCUCGCCCCUCAAGAACUCUUCGCCGCCCCCACCUCUUCCUCCCUCGUCGCCCGCUCCGAGCUCACAUCCGAAGACGCCCAAGCGCUGCGCACCAAACACCGCAGGCACAAAAAGGCCGACAGGAAGAAGCUCGGCGAGAUGGAAGAGUUGUAUGGGAAGAAGAAGCAGAGUGUCAAGGAGCAGAAGGAGGAGGCGUUGAAGGGGUUGGUGAAGAGUGGAAAGGGGGUGACGAUUGUGGGGAAGGGAGGGAAGGAGCAGGGGAAGGCAAUGAAGAGGGGUGGGGAGGGGCAGGGAGAGCAGCAGGAUGGGAAGCGGUUGAAGCUGUAG